GCGCAAUCGUGCUGGCGCACCUAUAGUGAGCGUGCCAGCCAUUACUGUGUGUAGAGGUGUAUUCUUGUUAUAAUUCGAAAUUUUUAACCAAAGGUAAGUCAUUUAAUAUAUUAUUCGAAUAAAACAGCGUUAACCACCAACUAUUGCAUGCGUAUUUAUUAAUACAAUAUCUCGGUUUUGAUUUUGAAAGCGUAUUUUAUCAUUUGUAUUGUCAACUGAAACAAACUUUUGUAGUUUUGGGGUUAUGCCAAUCAUUCGAAGCGGGUAAUGGCGGUCAGUGACCGGUAUUACCCUAUACGAAAAUAUAGGACAAGUUUUUGACAAACUUUCAUAUAUCUUUAUCGCAUAUAAUAAUGUAAAAAUAGUAUCUCAUAAUUGCUUUUUGUUCGCAGAUGCCCAGGAAGAGACCUAGAACAACAACAAAGGCGUCGUGGAGUAAAGCGAUCUUAGAAAAAGCUAUCGUUUUGGAUAACCAUUAUAGCCACGUGUCUUUAGAAGCAUUCAAGUUUUGCCGAGAAAACAAUAUCGUCAUUCUUUCUAUUCCGCCCCACACAUCUCAUAGAAUGCAACCGUUAGAUGUUGCAUUUUAUGGCCCUCUAAAAGCUGCUUUUCGGAAGGGAUGUGAUUUGUUUAUGAAAAGCAAUGCAUUACAGAAAAUUACCCCGUAUGAUGUGGCGUCUCUAUUUAACAAAGCCUACUGUGACACAGCUACGAUUAAGAAAGGGGUUUCUGGUUUCAAAGCAUCAGGAAUAGUGCCAAUUACCCCUUCAAUUUUUGGAGAAGAAGACUUUUUCGCUUCAGACUAUUUAUUAGCUAACAACACCGAUCUUGUCAUCAAUGAUUCCAUACCUAACACCUCUAAUCAAAAUCGAGAAACAGGUGAAGAUACUUCUGAACCAGAAACCAGCAACCAACUGCAGAAUACCAUACCUCCGCCUGAAAUGGAUAAUUCCCUUUCAGGUCCUAGUAAUAUUUUGACGCCAAGUAAAAUUAUACUAUUUCCCUUGCCACUUCCAACAGCAACAAAAGCUACAAAACGUGUGAAAACCAAACAACACUCCGCCAUAUUGACAGCAACACUUGUAAAAGAAGAAUUAGAAAUAAAGGGAAAAAAAAAAGAAUGUCAAGACAAGACAAUCCAAGAAUAUCAAGGCAUCAAAAAUCAGUUCAGAAUUUUCUUCUUCGGAUGAGGAACUUUUGGCUUCAAAAAAGAAAAGGCGUUUUGAAAAUGUUUGUUACGACAAUAAUGUUGACGAUAUUUCUUCAGGAAAUGAAGAAGAGAUAUGUUGCAUCUGUAAAGAGUUCGGAAAGAAUGAGAGGUUUGGUAUAGAUGCCGAAGUUGUGGGCAGUGGGCUCACAAAAAUUGUUCCGGUUGUGAUUCCCCUGAUAAAUAUGCAUGUGAUUAUUGUGAUAAAAAAUGGAAGGUUAUCAAGCGUCUUGAUUUGUAAUUUCUUAUAAUAUGAACUGUAAUAACUUGAAUUAGUUUUGCAAACUUUGAAUUGCCUACUUACU
This is a messenger RNA of Leptinotarsa decemlineata (Colorado potato beetle), 1512 nucleotides long. RefSeq lists its product as uncharacterized. Gene Ontology annotation, cellular component: nucleus. NCBI's taxonomy places the organism in Eukaryota, Metazoa, Arthropoda, Insecta, Coleoptera, Chrysomelidae. Gene Ontology annotation, molecular function: DNA binding. The record is from RefSeq and is a predicted model, not a curated record.